Rhopilema esculentum is the source of this 5988-nucleotide messenger RNA. Its product is annotated as G protein-coupled receptor kinase 3. NCBI's taxonomy places the organism in Eukaryota, Metazoa, Cnidaria, Scyphozoa, Rhizostomeae, Rhizostomatidae. The record is from RefSeq and is a predicted model, not a curated record. Gene Ontology annotation, molecular function: ATP binding; G protein-coupled receptor binding; G protein-coupled receptor kinase activity. Gene Ontology annotation, biological process: regulation of signal transduction; G protein-coupled receptor signaling pathway; protein phosphorylation.
CACUUUUAAAAAGAUGCAUCUUGGAGAUUUCUGGUACCAUGAAGGACUGGCGACGUCAAGUGGAGCCUCAAAGUUUCGAAAUCCAAAGAAGGUUUUAAGAAGUGAUUGCUGUUUAGAAUGAAGUUAACAGAACACAGCGUUAUCUGGUACUAGAAGCCUUGCUUCAAGAUGGCGGACCUGGAAGCAGUUUUAGCCGAUGUUAGCUAUUUAAUGGCUAUGGAAAAAUCCAAGUCUACUCCUGCAGCACGAGCAAGCAAGAAGAUAGUAUUGCCAGAUGCAUCGGUAUACAGCGUUAUGCACAAAUACCUUAGCGAUCGUUCUGAAGUCACAUUCUCAGGAAUAUUUGAUCAGCAAAUAGGUUACCUAUUAUUCAAAGAUUUCUGCGAAAAUAUAUGCGACGAGCACAUUCCACAGAUCCAUUUUUAUGAAGCAAUCAAAGAGUACGAGAAAAGACAAGGUGUUGAAGAAAGGCUGCAACAAGCUCGAGAAAUUUUUGACAAUUACAUCAUGAAAGAACUGCUUUCAUGUUCCCAUUCAUUUUCCUUCACUGCGACAGAGCAUGUCAGGAAACUCCUGCUCAGGGGAGAAGUUCCAGUUAACCUUUUCGAACCUUAUGAUAAAGAAAUAAGAGACAGCUUAAGAGGGAGGAUUUUCGACAAAUUUUUAAAGAGUGAAAAGUAUGUUAGGUUUUUACAGUGGAAGAACUUAGAGCUCAAUCUACAUUUAAGUAUGAAUGACUUUAGUGUACAUCGAAUCAUUGGUCGGGGUGGAUUUGGUGAAGUCUAUGGCUGUCGGAAAGCUGACACCGGUAAAAUGUAUGCAAUGAAGUGUUUAGAUAAAAAGCGAAUCAAAUUAAAGCAAGGAGAAACUCUGGCAUUGAACGAAAGAGUAAUGCUGUCAAUGGUGAACUGCCCGUUUAUUGUGUGCAUGACGUAUGCAUUCCAAACUGCUGAUAAACUCUGUUUCGUAUUGGAUCUCAUGAAUGGUGGUGAUUUGCACUAUCAUUUAACACAACAUGGUGUCUUCAGCGAAGAAGAGGUAUUAUUUUAUGCCUCUGAAGUGAUUCUUGGCCUGGAGCAUAUGCAUCGACGCUACGUUUGCUAUAGAGACUUAAAGCCAGCAAAUAUUUUACUAGAUGAGCAUGGUCACGUGAGAAUUUCUGACCUUGGAUUGGCUUGCGAUUUUUCAAAGAAGAAACCGCAUGCAUGUGUAGGCACGCAUGGCUAUAUGGCACCUGAAGUGUUACAAAAGGGAGUCUGUUACGAUUCUUCGGCAGACUGGUUCUCGUUUGGAUGCAUGAUCUACAAACUUCUAAGGGGACACAGUCCAUUCCGACAACAAAAGACCAAAGACAAAUACGAGAUCGACAAAAUGACACUGACCAUGGACAUUAAAUUUCCAGAUGAGUUUAGUGACUCGAUGAGAUCUUUGCUGAGCGGCUUUUUGCAGCGUGACGUUUCGCAACGACUUGGUUGUAGAGGAACUGGCGUCGAGGAGAUCAAGGCUCAUUCAUUUUUCAAGGAUAUCGAGUGGAAGCAAGUCGAACUUCUAAAGUUGCUGCCCCCUCUAAUACCACCUCGAGGUGAAGUCAAUGCUGCGGAUGCAUUUGACAUUGGCUCAUUUGAUGAGGAUGACGUCAAAGGCAUCAAGCUUUCAGAGACAGAUCAGGCUCUAUACAAAAAUUUCAAUUAUAUCAACUCUGAAAGGUGGCAACAAGAAAUUGCAGAAACUGUAUUUGAUGUAAUCAAUCAAGAAACGGACAAGAUUGAAGCCAAAAAGGGCACAAAGAUCAACUUGAACCAUAUAGAAAUAACAGAAUCGAGUGACUGCCUUCUUCACGGCUUUCUCAACAAGCUUGGUGGACCGUUUCAAUCGCAGUGGCAGAGGAAGUACUUCUAUCUAUUUCCAAACAGAAUCGAAUGGAGAGGAGAACAACUGAAUUCUCAGAAGAAUCUGGUCCCAUUCGAGGAUAUUUUUUCAAUUGAAGAAUGUCAAAUUAAAGGGUUCAAAUGUAUCAAAAUCGUAUGCAAAGACCAAAAAGAACAUACACUACGAGCAGAGAGCGAAACAGAAUACGAUGAAUGGAUUAAGGAAAUACGCCGUGCCCACGAAGAGGCACAAAUAAUGGUUAGAACUGGAGCGAAAAUUAUGAGUAACUCAAAGAAAUGCUUCCAUUCACAAUCCAGCAAAGACAGUAUCGACAAUGAGCGCAGCUUCUCGUCCGAAAAUCAUGUAUGACGUCAUUUAUUCGCACAGGCAUUGAUUUCACAACUGGAAGAUUAUGAUUAUUAUGUACAGAGCAUAAUGCUACGGUGGACUGCCAUUUCUGAUGGCAAAUCAAGAUUACAGCAAAGCAGCCAAUGAAUUUUCAAUUGAAAAAGAAUGAUAUAGUGUCAGGUAUGUCUUGAUGUCCAUAUUUAAUUGACAGGCAAAAGGGCAGAGAAAUGUAACGUUUUGAGCCCUUCAGUAUAUGCACUCCGACAUCGUUUUCAUUAGAAAUCGUUUUCAUUAGAAAUCGUUUUCAUUAGAAAUCGUUUUCAUUAGAUGGGUGACGUGCAACUGCACUGGUGUUUGCUCGUAGAAUUCCUCAAAUGGUUUUAAACUCUGUCGCGGUUGUCGUUAGUUCAGAGAUGAUGUGAUUUUCUCUAUUAUUGAGGCAAAGGCGAAAUUUUAUUUACCGUCAACCGUGUUUCUACUACUGCGAGUGUCAAUUGAUCAUCGUCUUUCCCCGUCCCUUUAGUCACCGCGCAUGUGCAAUAGCAAUUUCUCGAAUCACUUUGCUUGCUUCAUGAAUGUUUGAACGGGGUGGCUUAAUCCUUGGAAGGCUUGUAAUUAUUUGUUUUCUAGUACUGUACAUGUAUUUUCCCUUAACUGUUGUUCGUCACAGAGCCUUCAAUAGCUGUUAAGAUACCUCAUAAUGAGACGUCUGAUUGUUGACAACUAUCCGUCAGCUCAUACUGGUCGCAAUGUGAAAUGUACAACUAACUUUACAAGGUAGAAUCAACCUUAAAGCAUUUUUGAGUGCAUUAAAACAGUCUUUUGGUAACUAUGCAGUACUUGGUUUGAAAAUUAUGGUCACAUACAAACUAUUUUCUAAAUAUGACUCGUUUUCAUGUGCUGUGAACAUGUGUGGUUUUAUUCCACAGUAGCGAAGUUUAAGUCUGAUUUUUUUAUCUCCACAUCAAAUAGAUAUACUUUGCCAAUAUUUAAGGAAUUGAUCAGAAUAUAUUUCUCGUACCAAUGGGCAGGCCUUGAAGGCUUAUUUUAUAGGACAGACUUUGCAACCUGAAAGAAAACUAAUGAUUUCCCAGAAAGAAUUUUGAGCUGCUUUCCUCAAACUGGCUCAUUCAAUUUACUCUACAUAGGCCAAGGUGGGUGUCGACCAAAGCAAGUUCAGCCCCUUGCAAAUCGUAACCCAAAGCAAGUUCGAAUAUGGAAACUCCCAGGUAUCUAGUAACCGCAGUUGUUCCUAUGCUUCGCAAACUCCCACUGUAAACUGUAUCGAUAACUUUGCCUGAAAUUAUUCUUAUGUCUGAGCUUGUUACUCGUAUGUAAUUUCGUUAUUUGUAGACCAAGAUCAAACUAUGAUAUUCUUUAAUUGGUGGAGUAUUGCGUCGUGUUGAUAAUAUACCUUUUGUUGUUAAUUCACAUAUCGCUGUUGAAAAUCUCCGUUGGUCAAUCGGAGUUUAAUAUCAUCCAAUGCAUACUGUAAUUCCCAAUCAAUAAUUUCUCCUACUUAAACACACAUAAUUUCUUUGAGAAAUCGUUUGUGCACUCACGCUUUUGUGUACCGAUUGAUAAUUUGUUAGAUUCUGCUGGUAAUCUGUACUUUAAUCUUUAGUUUCAUACUUCCAGGACUUAGGGCUAGGGUAGCUGAGAUGUGCCAUAUUUGGAGGUCUUAUUUGUAGAAAAGAAUGAACCAUAGGUGUCCAUUUGCUGAAAAGGCACGGUUGAUAUACAUCUUUUACUUUCUAGAAAUAUUGAUUCUGACUAAUAUUCAAUCUGCAAGAUUUCCAGCAGAUAAACUUAAUAUUGCAAAUCCUUGCAUUACGCAGAUACCCUUUUUCUUGCGGGGGAAUUUUUAAAUAUGAAUUUACCUAGAAUUUUCUAACUAUGGCACAUCCCAAAAAAUUUAUGGUCCAAAAUACCCCAAGAUAGGAAAUCUAUGGUCCUAGGCUAUGGUGCAUGCACUCGUUUUUAAUCUGUAGAUACGGCUUGAUGUUUGCCGGCCUAACAUCCAUGUGACUUGGUUACAACAGCUGUAUUGGCAAUUUACGCAAAGUGCAAUCCGUUGUCUUCAAAUACCUCAUGCAAAAUUUGCCCUUGAACUUUUAUUUCAAAAUAUAAAGCAAGUCAAUUAGUAUUGAUCAAUUUACUUUUAAAAUGAACAUUGUCUGUAUGUUUUGAUAAGGAGGGACAUAGUUAGUGCCGGAGGCUCCUGGCAAAAACCCCCAAGCAAAAAAAUAGAAAGAAGAAAUAUCAAAACAGGAAAUUGCUCCCAAAGUUUUGAAAUCUAGCAACACACAUGUAGCCACUUUUUGAAUAGUUUCCCCAUCUCCCCCUUUCCCCCUCCUCCACAACGUUAUGCAGUGGUGGCGCCAGCUAUUACAGAGUGGGAGUGUAAUGGACGGGGCCGUUGGGACCACGCCUCUUUUGCCUCAUUUCAGUGAUUUGUACUAUGUUAACUUUCCUUAGGAAAUUUGAUCUACCCCUACCCAGCGUUUUCUAAUCCAUUUUUAAAAGAAAUAUGUAGACCAUAUUUUCACAAAAGUGGGCGGUAAUUACCCCCAUACCACCCCUUGGCGCCGCCACUGACAUUAUGUUAGCAUGGCUCCUUAAAGUAAAAACCGUUAAGUGCAUAUUUUAGUAGAUGUUGAAUAGAUUAUCAAAACUAUAUUCAGAAAUUAUCAGCUAGUUUUCCUUUGUAUAUUGUUGUUAUCGGAAUUGUCCCGUUUCUGAGAAUAAUUAAUUUUCAAGCUUUUUGACACCUCAAGGUAAAGAAUAGUCGGAUAGCUAGUACUAAAAAAUAACGCACUUGUCUUACUGUGAUUGUAGUUGCAUACAUCUCGCACAUGUGUGACAAACAAUUCUAUUCAAAUGUUGUCAUUUUUGUUUUUAUUUUACUUCCAAUGUAAUUCCAAUAUCGCACGCAUUCUGCCCUAUUUUGUUUCUAAUGACUAUCGUUGUUCGGGUGCAGUCUUGCUGCAGUCACACACCACUUGCAGGCUCUUGCUGCUUUUUGUAUCAAAUUGUCUUUUAUUCUUCGAUGAUCUAGGAUAGCAGACUCACGGCUCAGACUCUAAUAGUCACACAAUACUGUCAAAGUACACUGUAUGGCAGCAGCUUACUGGCGCUGCUAAGAUACAGACUUUGCAGUAAUGAAACAGUAGUUUCUGUUGUACUCAAUAGGCAUGUAAUACAUUUUUAUCAUCAAUGUCUUACAAUAAUAUGCAAAUUCGGGGAUAUAUGUUUCCAAUAAAAGCUCGAGCAAGUCACAAAUAUUCACCCAAGGAAAGCAGGCCUUUCAAUGCAAAGAUUUCUAGUAAUUGGUGUCUGCGUAAGGAUUCAAAGUCCCGUUUAGCCCAAUGGCCCAUUUCAAUUGGUAUUUUUACAAAAUUGAGGUCUUACACUGCGCACGAUAGCUACAAAUGAUAUUACGACUUUUGUUGCUAGUUUGAUUCAAUAUAACGGUCUGAUUGUGUAACUUUUACGUUGAAAACAUCGAUUAUGAUAACAUUAGGAAACUAUUUAGUUGAUAUUUUUAGGAUGCAAACGGUAAUUUGAUUAAAAUCAUGUUAAAACAAUUUAAAUGAAUAAAAUUAUAUAUAAAUAUAUAGAUGUAUGCAUCGUAGAGUAAAUAUAUGUUGUAUAAUUCACUUCUCGUGUAGUUAGUAUUUAUUGUCACACACAGCUAGAUAUUGAGUGUCAAAUCUUCUCACUUUCAUUGUGUUCCAUUGCAGCCAAAGAAUAACGUCUGAUUUUAUCGAA